UCCCUCCUAUAUCCUCCUAGACCAUUUCUGGUUUAUGAUUAAAGCAGGGGAAGUAGUUAAAAAAUCACGCACGCUUUAAACACAGCGUUUUCCAUUUCCGUUCACGGCGUGAUCUUCUAGCAUCAUCCCCAAAUUUUGCCAAAACAGAUAGAAGAAAAAGGCGACAUCAAAUCCAAAGCAAAUAUCAAAAUGCGAAACCCUAAAAUCUCCCGAUCCUCUAUCCACUAAGCCUUCUUUUCUUUUCUAAUAGUUGUCUGAAGCUCUUGUUUAUUACCUUUUUGCUCAUGGCGGAGGAGGUCGGCGUCAGCUUCGGUAGCGGCGGGAGUUCGUCUUCGAGGAGAGAGAUCAAUGGCGCGGGAUUUUCUUCGAUGGACUCGUUAGAAUCUCGUUGGGUGUUCCAAGACGAAGAUGAUUCCGAGAUUGAUGACGAGGAAGAUGACGACAACUAUGACGACGGGCCACAUCUUCCUGGAGUUGACUCCGAUGACGAAGAUGCUCCGGAUCAGCGCUUGAUUCGCACCGGACCACGUAUCGAUUCUUUCGAUGUCGAGGCUCUCGAAGUCCCUGGUGUACAAAGAAGUGAUUAUGAGGAUAUUGGUAUAGGGAGGAAGAUAAUACUUGCCUUCCAAACACUUGGAGUUGUAUUUGGUGAUGUUGGAACAAGUCCAUUAUAUACCUUCAGUGUGAUGUUUAGCAAGGCACCUAUCAAUGGAAAUGAAGAUGUUAUUGGAGCAUUAUCACUGGUUCUAUACACCUUAAUCUUGAUCCCCUUAGUCAAAUAUGUCCUUGUGGUUCUUUGGGCAAAUGAUGAUGGUGAAGGUGGUACUUUUGCAUUGUACUCAUUGAUUUGCCGACAUGCGAAGGUUAGCCUUCUCCCAAAUCAGCUAACAUCUGAUGCCCGCAUAUCAAGCUUCAGGCUAAAGGUGCCAUCUGCUGAACUUGAGAGAUCACUUAAAAUAAAGGAGAGAUUAGAGACUUCAUUGACUCUGAAGAAACUUCUUCUGAUAUUAGUGCUUGCCGGCACUUCUAUGGUGAUUGCUGAUGGGGUUGUUACACCGGCAAUGUCAGUGAUGUCAGCCGUUGGUGGUUUAAAGGUUGGAGUUGAUGCAAUUGAACAAGACGAAGUGGUGAUGAUAUCAGUUGCUUUUCUUGUGAUUUUGUUCAGUGUACAGAAGUUUGGAACAAGUAAAGUGGGACUUGCUGUAGGCCCUGCUUUGUUCAUAUGGUUUUGUUCUCUAGCAGGCAUUGGAAUUUAUAAUCUUGUUAAGUAUGAUACAAGUGUCCUGAGGGCAUUUAAUCCUGUUCACAUCUAUUUAUACUUCAAGAGGAACUCAGUUAAGGCUUGGUAUUCGCUUGGCGGUUGCCUCUUAUGUGCAACAGGGUCUGAGGCAAUGUUUGCAGAUCUUUGCUAUUUUCCUGUCCAAUCAAUACAGCUUACAUUUGUUUUUCUCGUAUUGCCUUGCCUGUUGUUGGGUUAUCUGGGUCAAGCAGCUUACCUCAUGAAUAAUCCUAAUGGUGCUGAGCAGGUUUUCUUUUCUUCAAUUCCAAGUGGCGUGUUUUGGCCAAUCUUUCUCAUAGCUAAUAUUGCCGCUUUGAUUGCUAGCCGAACUAUGACGACUGCUACAUUUUCAUGCAUAAAACAGUCAACGGCUCUUGGUUGUUUCCCUCGUCUUAAAAUCAUUCAUACAUCUAGAAAGUUCAUGGGUCAGAUUUAUAUCCCAGUCAUAAACUGGUUUUUGCUGGUAGUUUGCUUGAUUGUUGUGUGCUCUAUCUCAAGCAUUAACGAGAUUGGAAAUGCAUAUGGUAUAGCUGAGCUGGGAGUCAUGAUGAUGACCACAGUUUUAGUUACCAUUGUCAUGCUUCUCAUAUGGCAGAUAAACAUCGUAAUUGUGCUGAGUUUUGUGAUCAUUUUCCUGGGUUUGGAAUUGGCUUUUUUUUCCUCCAUUUUAUGGAGUGUGACAGAUGGAAGUUGGAUAAUAUUGGUUUUUGCUGUGAUAAUGUUUCUCAUUAUGUACGUCUGGAAUUAUGGUAGCAAGCUAAAGUAUGAAACCGAAGUGAAGCAAAAGCUCUCAAUGGAUUUGAUGCGAGAACUGGGCUGCAAUCUUGGGACAAUCAGAGCUCCUGGCAUUGGUUUGGUUUAUAAUGAGCUGGUAAAAGGAGUACCGGCAAUAUUUGGCCAUUUUCUAACCACGCUCCCUGCUAUCCACUCUAUGAUCAUCUUUGUCUGCAUAAAGUAUGUCCCUGUUCCUGUGGUGCCUCAGAGUGAAAGAUUCCUUUUCAGGCGAGUCUGCCCCAAAAGUUACCAUAUCUUUCGCUGCAUUGCCAGGUAUGGGUAUAAGGAUGUCCGUAAAGAAAACCACCAGACAUUUGAGCAGCUGCUGAUUGAGAGUCUUGAAAAGUUCAUUCGUCGGGAAGCUCAGGAAAGGCAAUUGGAAAGUGAUGGUGAUGAAGACAGAGAUUAUGAGGAGGAUAACUCUUUGUCAAGAGUUCUCAUAGCUCCUAAUGGAAGUGUUUACUCACUUGCUGUUCCGCUGUUGGCUGAGUUAGGGGGUUCUAGUAAUGAUCCCAUCACUGAAGCAAGCACUUCAGAGGAGGUGACGGCAGGUUUGCCUGCAGAUCCACUUGUUUCAGAUGCAGAGCACGGACUGGAGAGGGAGCUAUCGUUCAUACGCAAAGCUAAGGAAUCUGGAGUUGUGUACCUUCUUGGUCAUGGGGAUAUUAGGGCAAGAAAAGAUUCUUGGUUUAUAAAGAAACUGGUUAUCAAUUACUUCUAUGCUUUCUUGAGAAAAAAUUGCAGAAGGGGUAUUGCGAAUUUGAGCGUGCCCCAUUCGCAUCUCAUGCAGGUGGGCAUGACUUACAUGGUUUGAUGGUUCAUUUUAACCAAACUUAAAUAAAGUGCAUAGUUUUUGUCACUUGGAAAAGGACGGUUCAACAAAGGCAGAUGACCAUUCAGAAAGGGCCUAUCCUUUUAGCAAUACUCAAUCGAAGCUGCAACGCGGAGGAGCUCAAGUCAACCGAUAGCAGCCAGUCUUCAACCUUUCUCCAGAUGGAUGCUGGCCCUUUCAAUCUGCAAAUUUAGUAUGGAAUGCUUUCACUUGGUUUUCAUUAGGCUUCGCUGAUUAGAUAUUUUUGUAAUAUUUAUGGAGUUGCCUUUACUUUUGUGUAUUGGUUUAUUCGCUGUCAGAAGAAAGUUCAUAUUUGUAAUUGUUGGGGGAAGAUUUUUUUCUUUUUCUCA
Molecule: messenger RNA, 3235 nt
Organism: Hibiscus syriacus
Lineage: Eukaryota; Viridiplantae; Streptophyta; Magnoliopsida; Malvales; Malvaceae
Product: potassium transporter 7-like
Exons: 10
Coding region: 285-2867 (860 amino acids)
Biological process (GO): potassium ion transmembrane transport
Cellular component (GO): plant-type vacuole; vacuolar membrane
Molecular function (GO): potassium ion transmembrane transporter activity
Source: RefSeq, a predicted model, not a curated record